Molecule: messenger RNA, 5925 nt
Organism: Molossus molossus (Pallas's mastiff bat)
Lineage: Eukaryota; Metazoa; Chordata; Mammalia; Chiroptera; Molossidae
Gene: FHIP2A
Product: family with sequence similarity 160 member B1
Exons: 17
Coding region: 325-2622 (765 amino acids)
Source: RefSeq, a predicted model, not a curated record
CGAGGCGGGCAGAGCGGGCGGAAGGAACCUGCGCGGGGCUGCCACCGUGUCCCAGCCGGAGGGAGCCGCGGCCGCCGGAGCGUCGCGGGCCCCAGUCGCUCGGAACGGCCUCGCCGCCGCCCGCCACGUCCCCGCGCCCGCCGGAGCCCCGCGCCGCCCGCGCCCCCGCGAGCGCCCGCCGGCCCCUCGGCCUCCCGCUCGUCCUCCGCGCCCGCACCGGCCUUCACUCUGGAGCGGCCCCGGCAGCCGCAGCAGGGGCGGCGGCGGCGGAUCGAGGAGCUCUCGAGGUCGUCCCGGGAGAAGCUGCUGCAGUCCCGGGACAGGAUGUUCUCCAAGCUCGCCUUCAUCCUGCAGCACGCCGUGGAGGCGCUAGCACCUUCUCUUCCUUUACAAGAAGAUUUCGUUUAUCACUGGAAGGCAAUUACCCAUUACUACAUAGAGACUUCGGAUGACAAAGCCCCAGUGACAGAUACAAACAUUCCGUCUCAUCUGGAACAGAUGUUAGAUAUAUUGGUACAAGAAGAAAAAGAACGGGAAUCUGGAGAGACAGGGCCGUGUAUGGAAUAUUUGCUUCAUCACAAGAUCUUGGAAACAUUGUAUACCUUAGGGAAAGCUGAUUGUCCUCCAGGAAUGAAACAGCAGGUGCUGGGAUUCUACACUAAACUCCUGGGGAGAAUCAAGCAGCCGCUGCUCCCGCACAUCAACGUGCACAGGCCCGUGCAGAAAUUGAUUCGACUCUGUGGUGAAGUCCUUGCAACGCCAACGGAAAAUGAAGAAAUUCAGUUUCUCUGUAUUGUAUGUGCAAAACUGAAAGAAGAUCCCUAUUUGGUUAAUUUUUUUCUGGAGAAUAAGUUGAAAUCAUCGGCUUCCAAAGGAGCUGCCAGUGUAAUUGCAGAAGACACAUUAAAAGGUCAAGACUCCUUGUCAACAGACACGGGGCAGCCCUGCCGGCCACAGGAGCUGUCUGCGGCUGCCGGAACGGAACAGCCGGAGUUCGACCCCGAGCCCCCGCGGCAGGUGGACGACCUGUCCACGAGCCUGGAUAACCUCAGUGUGACUUCGCUGUCGGAGGCCACAGUGGUUCGUCCAAACCAGGACUACAACCUAGUGAACUCUCUGUUAAAUCUCACUAGAAGUCCUGACGGCCGGAUCGCGGUGAAAGCCUGCGAGGGCCUCAUGUUGCUGGCGAGUCUGCCCGAGCCCGCGGCCGCCAAGUGCCUCACGCAGAGCACGUGCCUGUGCGAGCUGCUGACCGACCGCCUUGCCUCCCUGUACAAGGCCCUGCCUCCGUCGGUGGACCCCUUAGAUAUUGAGACGGUGGAAGCCAUUAACUGGGGUCUGGACUCAUAUAGUCAUAAAGAAGAUGCUUCGGCAUUUCCAGGAAAACGAGCCUUAAUUUCAUUUCUUUCCUGGUUUGAUUAUUGUGAUCAACUCAUAAAGGAAGCACAAAAGACUACUGCUGUUGCUCUUGCCAAAGCUGUUCAUGAAAGAUUUUUUAUUGGUGUUAUGGAACCUCAGUUAAUGCAAACUUCCGAGAUGGGUAUUCUGACAUCAACUGCUUUGCUUCAUCGUAUUGUUCGGCAAGUAACCUCCCAAGUUUUGCUUGAAGAAAUGGUGUUUUUUAUCCUUGGAGAACAGAGGGAACCAGAAACUCUGGCAGAAAUUAACAGACACCCUUUAAGACACAGGCUAAUCGAACACUGUGAUCACAUAUCUGAUGAGAUAAGCAUAAUGACACUAAGAAUGUUUGAGCAUCUUUUACAAAAACCCAAUGAGCACAUUCUUUACAACCUGGUCCUAAGAAAUCUUGAAGAAAGAAAUUACACAGAAUAUAAGCCAGCGUGCCCAGAAGAUAAAGAUGUGGUGGAGAAUGGGCUGAUCGCAGGAGCAGUAGAUCUGGAGGAAGAUCCAUUAUUUACUGACAUUUCACCAGAUAACACUUUGUCAAACCAAGAGUGGCUUAGUUCUUCCCCUCCUGCUACUCCGGAGCACCCCAAAAAUGACGGGAAAACUGAAGUCCACAAAAUUGUGAACAGUUUUCUCUGUCUGGUACCGGAUGAAGCGAAAUCAUCCUACCAUGUUGAGGGCACUGGGUAUGACACCUACCUCCGCGAUGCUCACAGGCAGUUCCGGGACUACUGUGCUGUCUGCUUACGGUGGAAGUGGCCGGGGUCUCCGAAGGCAUUGGAGAAGUGCAAUCUGGAAGCCACUUUCUUUGAAGGUCAUUUUUUGAAAGUUUUAUUUGACAGAAUGGGAAGAAUUCUUGAUCAGCCGUACGAUGUGAAUUUACAGGUCACCUCGGUGUUGUCUAGACUUUCUCUCUUCCCUCAUCCACACAUACAUGAAUACCUUCUGGACCCUUAUGUGAACCUGGCUUCUGGCUGUAGGUCUCUCUUCUCUGUAAUUGUGAGGGUUGUUGGAGACCUUAUGGUUAGAAUCCAGCGUAUUCAGGACUUUACUCCCAAGCUUCUGUUGGUCAGAAAGCGAUUGCUUGGUUUGGAACCAGAAGGCCCAGUUAUUGACCACCUCACCUUGCUGGAGGGCGUGAUCGUGUUAGAAGAGUUCUGCAAGGAGCUAGCGGCAAUUGCAUUUGUGAAAUACCAUGCUUCCUCCACACCGUAAAUAGCACCUUCCAAGUAACCAAGGAAACAGAACUAUUGUGUACAUUUCAUCAAAAGAGACUCCGCUCCACCCAGUGAAGAGAGGAGAAAAAGCCUUUUUAAAUGAAGUAUUGCUAUAAACUGGAGAGAACCAUCAUAAACCCAUUGAGUGGGCAAUUUCAGUAAAAUGUUGUAGAAUAUUGUUUUCAUUGGCUUUAUCAUAAAGGCUCUAUGUACAAACUUGCACAUCCUUGAAUCCAGGAUACAAUCAAAGGAACUUCAAGAAAUAAGAAAACGCCUGUGUGAAAAGCCGCAAAAUUUCUGAUGUCAUGACUUUGAUAUUUCUGUUAUUUUAAUAUCCUUUUAGGUAGCAAGGCAUCUUUGACAUUCUCUGGGACUCAGAUGCUUAUAUUCUUUUGGAUUAAUAAGUAGCAAAAAAACCGACAAACAACUAAUUUUAUAACUUUUUAAGAUCAGAAUUCUUAUCAAACAAAAUAUGAAAAACUGUAAAUGAGAAAAUAAUACAAUUCAGGGACCAUCAAAUGAGUUGAGUUAAUAAGAGAUAAAAAUGUAUAGAGAACCAUUAACUUUCUUCAGCUUUUCUAAUAACAAUUUAAUAUGAUAAAAUUCUUGAUUAAUAUAUAUAUAUAUUAAUUAAAGAAAUGUUCUUCUACUCUUGUGCACAUAGCCAGGUAAGUGAUUAAUUUUCAUGUAUGGGUCCCAGUUUAUUUAAAUUGUGUCAUUUUUGCAACAACGUUGAAUUUGUGCUCACCAUUGGUAGUGUUUGCUAAAAUAGUAGUUUUAAAGCUUAUUUACAUGUAUUGGGUUGAGAACCUUUUAUUUCUCUCUCUCUCUGAAAAUUGUUUCAUAAAAUCGCUUUAUAAUUUAAUUUUCUUACUGAAAUGCAUAGUAGUGUCUCGGUGGGGAACUGACCGAUAACUCUUAGGCACCAGAAUGCCCAGUGGCCUCCCAAAUGUUUACUUUUUUUUUUCAUUUUGUUCAGUCUUUUGUUUUAAAUUAUUCUAAAGAGAGUUAAAAACCAACCAACCAGUCUGUCCUGUUUACAUGUGAAAGAAUGUGGGUGACUUGGGAAUGCGCCUGAAUGGGGGUGCACGGAGGAACGGGUGGGUCGUUUGGCAGAGCUGGGCGGGGCACAGCGCUUGGACUUGAUUUACACAAUGAUGUUUGCUAAUCCACUCUCUGUUCUUCUGUAAGUGAUGCUUGUCGCUCCGAGAUACUGCUUUGAAGCCUUCUUCACCUUUCUUCCUUGAGAUGUUAAGCAACAGCACUUUCCUCUCGCCUAUUGAGGGACAUUUGGGGGCGCAGACUGUCAGGCUUUCUGGCUGCAGAGGCGCUCUUCACGCGGCCCCUUCUAUGAAGUUGUUUUGUGCAGCGUGUUUGUGUGUAUGCGGUGUGUAGCGUGUGCACACAAGCAUGUUUUACACCUACUGCUAAUUUUGUUGUAUUCGUUUUUCUGAUUUAUUUUAUAGUUAGUUUUUGCUAUUUAUUAAGAAUAGUAUAUCAAAAGAUUAUGAAUAUUCUUGGCUCUCAAACGCUUACCACUGUUAAAACAACAAAAAGACCAAAUUUCUAAUUUAAUGCCAAUCUUUGUGAGCUCCUUCUAAGAAAUGUAUCAAGCAGAGUAACAGAAAAAGAAAAGUGGGAAAUAGUUACUUCGUGCGGGCUCCUCUUUAAAAGAUGUUUAAUGAUGGGAAAUCAUUAUGCAGUUGCUGUAUUUAUUCAUUUGUCCAAGCAAGAACACUGCAACGUCCUCAGUUUUAGAUGUGGUUAUAGCCUACUUUGAGGUAGGUGCAUUUAAAAUACGGCAUUAAGAGAUAUUAGAUAUUUCUGAAUGUUGUCAUAGUGUUCAGUAGGUGGAAUAGCACUGACGGGACCUCUCCAACUAAUGCUAUUUUAUCUUUGAUUUCACAAUGGGACCCUAUAGCUAAUCCAUGAAACCAGGCUCAGAAAAGCUUUAACUCUUAUGUUUCGUGUGUAUGCUGCUUCUUAAAAACAUAUUUUUCUAAGUUAUUGUAAUGACUGUGAUGUGUAAUCAGCUAAAGUUUAAGGUAUACUUUGUUUCUCUUCUCAGUUUCUCUCUCUCCCUCCCUCCCUUGCAUUCCCUUUCUUUUACUCCUAUUUAGUGCAGCCCCAGAGCCAGCACGAGUUCUCCCAGUAGUUGGAUUUGUUAGUGAAACAUUGUACUCCAUUUUAGUCUUUUUCUUGCUGUCUUUCAGAAGCUAAACAUUUCUAAUUCUUGGUACUUGCAAAACAGUGACUAAAAGGUACUGUGUUGGGUAGAAAGUACCAGAUUAACAACUGAUUGCUCUUGCAAGUUCCAAACUGAAUUUUAGCCUUGCUUCACAUUGGUAUGAAUAGCUAUACACAUUUAUUUUAAAAUCUUUCUCUCUACCAGUAUAGUCUUUGGGGUUAUUUUUAGAAAUGAGCCACAUUCUUUACUUGAUAGAACUCAGAUUUGUUCUUAGCCAAUUAUCAUUGCAGUACAUUAUAACUAUGUAAUGUUGCGUAAUGUAACUGUGCAAUAUGGAAGCUAUGAGUGGAUUUAUAGCUUUGUGGUUUAAUUGUACAUUAUUGUGUGUGUACAUGUGUAUAUAUAUGUAUAUAUAAUAAGGACCAAAAUCCUUAGCUUGCUUACACUGUUGCUAGUGUAAAAAUUGUUACACUUAAUUUUACAGGGCACAAAUUAUGGAAUUACCUUCAUAACCCAUGGUAACAUAUUUUCAUAAAUUAUUGCAUUAAUAUGCAAUUACCAUUUAAUUAUAAAGUACAUAGGUAUUGACAGAAAUUACAGCAAAGUGCUAAAACCACAAAUUAUAUGGUAAUUAUAUCUUGUACAAUUAAUCAAAAUAUGCAUGUCAUUAUGACACUUGAUGUGUUAAAACAUGAUAGAUAAUCAUAUUUCUGGGCCCUGUAAAAUAGUGUUACUGUAAUAAUCUGUUUGCCUCCCGCCUUGUUUACAUUAAACAAAGGACAUUUGGUAAAUUUUUCUAUUGAACAUUGUGUAGAUUACUGACAGUGUUACCAAGGCCUGGAAUUCUUGGGCCAUCUAUGAAGAAACUCUUCAGAUGGUGUGACUGUGUUCCCAGGAGGUUGUGAUUAAGUCCAGUUUUUUGUGCUAACAGUGCAUGCAGGACUAAGAGGGAUAAUCUAAAAAUAAAUCAUGUAAUUUAAACAAAUGUCUUGUAUUCUUGUAGAAUUCUAAUUGGAAACAUUUUAUUCACUGCAUUGUUGAAAACAAUAAUUCCAGACACACAAAAAGGUAUGGCACCCAACAAUCAGUAGGUCAGUAGAACAUUGACUUCAC